Molecule: messenger RNA, 1678 nt
Organism: Mercenaria mercenaria
Lineage: Eukaryota; Metazoa; Mollusca; Bivalvia; Venerida; Veneridae
Product: mitotic spindle assembly checkpoint protein MAD2B-like
Exons: 7
Coding region: 113-745 (210 amino acids)
Cellular component (GO): zeta DNA polymerase complex
Source: RefSeq, a predicted model, not a curated record
AAAACUGCCAUAACUAUCUCGUUUGUAAAAAUGUACAGUAUAGUACGGGACAGGAAUUGGAGUCCAAAAGUAUGAAAAGUAACCUCCCUUUAAUUGGAAAACACCAUUUGUAAUGGCAGAUACGGACGAAAACAAAACAGAAGUUGGGCCAGAUAUAUUUGCUGAAUUUCUGGAAGUCAGCAUACAUCUCAUUUUGUACAGUCGACAUCUCUAUCCAACUGGUUUGUUUGAACGCAGAAAGAAGUACAAUGUACCAGUACAGAUGUGUUUGCAUCCAGAUGUCACUGAAUACAUCUCAAAGGUCAUUCAAAGUGUCAAGGUCAUGGUAGUCAGUGGUGAGGUUUCCAUGGUAACACUAGUAGUCCUUGAUCAGUCACAGAAUCCUAUAGAAAGAUUUGUGUUUGAACUUGGAGCUUCAGCAUCAGAAGAUGGGGAGGACCCUUAUUUAUUUAGGUUAGAAGAUGCUUUGAGAGGAUUUCUCCUAAAGCUGAAUGUAGCAGAUACUCAGCUCAAACCAUUACCUCAGGAAUGUUCAUGGGUUGUGCAUGUCCAUACAAAAGAAUCAACAGCUGACCAAUUUAUACAACAGAAAACAUUCCAGGAUUUAUCAUGGGUGCCUGCAGAUAGAAAACAGACACAGUUGAAAGAUCCUGUUUUGAUACCUUUAAAAACUACAAAUAACAAGAGACUCAAGAUGCAGCUUUAUGUAGAAGAAAGUUCAGACAAGCAGAUGGAGUCACAUUGAUUAGCGUGCAAUCACUUUGAUUGUGUAAACAUUUGCCUUGGGAUUUUCUUAUAGACUUGAUUAAUCUUCACAACAGCAGUAUUUAGGUGCUGAUUGGCAGCUGUAAAAAACCGGCCCAUAGUUUGUCUCAGUGUUUUUAUUAUUUCUUUUCCUUAGAGAUCAUGAAGUAUAUUCAAUAUAAGUGUACAGUAGGUUAUAACACACUAAAUAGUUGUUGUUCUUUUUUCUAUAUAAAAUUGACCUAUUUCCAAUGACCGCAGCACACAUCAGGACCCAUUUUAAAUUUCUGUAACUUACAUUUUCUUGAAGAAUAUUGCCAGUGCUAACUAAAAAUCAAAAGAAAAGUGGGGGUCAUGUUUGAUGCAAGAAAUAUAAUUUCAGUCAAACACACAAACUGCAAAAUCAGCUAAAAAAUGAGACCCCAAAUUAUACUGGUGGUGUAUGAUCUAAGUUUCCAUGAAAAAUUUUGUCAUGGUGUUAUUUCAUGAUCAAAAUGCUAUCUUCAUGUCAAGCAUAGAUCUGUCAUGUGAUUUUACCAAAAAAAAUUGCAAAGAAAAUAAGGAAAAUAGCUCUACACAGCGAAAAAACUGAGGACUAUUUGUAUCCGCCAUUAUGCGACUACCAUUUUUUUCGCGCCAUUUUUCUAUUUAGUGUCUGUAUGCCAGUAGAGAUCUGCUACCUGUGCUAGCAAUUAAUAGUUGAUUCGGGUUUACCUUUUGUCAGUAGGUUCUUUUCAUCCACUUUCAUGUAAAACACUACAUUUCAGUGCCUGCAAAUUCAUGUAAGAUAUCAGUAUAUAAUAUUAAAAUUUGAACAGUAUUACUCAAGUUACAUGACGUGUAUGUUAAGCUUGUUGAUAAAAUGUUUUAUCUAUAAACAUUUGUUUGUUUGUAAAACAGAUAUUGGAUUGGUUGUAAUAUAUUUAAAACAUGA